CCUUCGCCGGCGUCAUUUUUGGGACUUCCUUCGGCCGUCAAUGGCGGUAGCCUCCUCAAAGCUUCUGAGCCAUCUCCGCCGUCGCUCUCUACUUCGCAGCUCUCCCUCCCUCAUACGCACCCGCCAUCUGCUGCCACCUCCGACGCCAAUCCACAGCCCUCGCUUCCUCGACUCCCUCGACUGUCCGCUCCCCUCAACUCAGUCUCCCUUCCAGUUCAGCCGCUGCUUCUCCGCCAGCUCAUGGGGGGACGAUUCCGGGCUCUGGCGGCUUGGCGAAUCGGCGUCGGCGAGGAGCGAGCUGGAUGGUCCCAUCAGCUCAGGGCUUAAUGAGGCUGCUCACGAAGUCGUGAGCAGUGUCAGCGACGGGGGUUCUAUUCUACCGGUGAAAUCCCUGAUAUCGAUUCUUGAUUACUGCCAUGACCUCACCGGCUUCCCCUGGUGGGCACUGAUAGCAUCCUCCACAAUCGCGAUGAGGAUUAUGUUGCUCCCUAUAGUUGUCUUGCAACAGAAGAAAUUGAGUAAAAUCGCUGAGUUCUUGCCCAAAUUGCCUCCGCCUUUGCCCCCACUUUUCUCAGGAAAGAGUUACUCCGACCAUAUUUCACAUUUCAAAAAGGAGCGGCGAGCAUCUGGGUGCCCUACAUUGUUGUGGAUGUUGGCAACCUCCACUGUCCAGAUCCCAUUCUUUAUGUUAUGGAUGGUUACUACCCGAAGGAUGUCUUUGGACAAUCACCCAGGAUUUGACAGUGGUGGCAUAUUAUGGUUUCAAAAUUUAACAGAAGUCCCUCAAGGCACUAUAGGUCUUAUUCUUCCAUUUCUGAUUGGUGGUUUACAUCUUACGAACGUACAGGUUGCCUUUUCAAGAUUUCGUAAAUAUCCUAGUACCAUUAACGUCAUUGCAAGAGGCUACAGGAUAAUUUUGCAAAUACUGACUCUUCCAGUUGUGUAUGGCAGCUGUUUAUUUCCGCAGGCAUCUUUAGUCUAUUGGGCAACCAAUAUAACCUCAAGUAUUCUUGUGCAAAUGGGUCUCCAUCAUCCUGGCGUUCGAAUGAUGCUGGGGUUGUCAAAGGAGGAGGAGAUUAUUCCUAAAAGAGAUUCGAAUGCUGACAUGGCAGUGACAUCUAAAACAGCGUCUUCAGAUUCAAAAAUAGGAAAAACCUCUGUACAUGACCUGUCACCUGAGGAAUUGCUUGCUCUCUCACUCAGUGUGAUAUCCCAAGGGGAGAACAUACAAGGAAUUUCAUUGCUAGAACUAGCGCUUGAUAAAGAUCCUGAGUAUAUAAGAGCAAUGGUUGUCAUAGGGCAGACCUUGUUGCAUAUAGAAGAACCCGAUGAGGCUGCUGAAUAUUUAGAGCGAGCUAUUUCCAAGCUCUUUGGUGCUGGCAAUCCAAUGGAAAAGGAAGGUGAGGAGCUUGAUUUUCUAAUCUUGGCUUCUCAAGGGGCCGGCCUCGCUUAUAUACAGCAGUCGAAGUUUGCUGAAGGAAUAGAGCAUCUGGAAAGAAUCGCGGCCUUGAAAGAGCCAGAGGAACCGAAGAUCAAGGCCCACUAUUAUGAUGGGCUCGUACUGCUCUCAAGUGCCUUGUUCAAUGAAGGUCGUACAGCUGAAGCUGCAAAGUACCUGCGACUAGCUGCCGCAUAUGAUCCCAAGUUUAACGAAUUAUUGGAACAAUGCGAGAAGGAAAGUCGGGAACUCAAUAUGCAGUAAGAGGAGAUUACUUACUGGUUAUUCUUUUUCCCAGCCAAAGCCAUAAUGACCGGGGAGCAAGGUGUUUCUGGUGUAACAAUAAAACCUUGUACCCCGUCCGAGAUUGAACAACUCAUGCAAUGAGGAUCCUACAGAUUUACCAGGUUUAACAACAAAAGUUCCUUUUGUUUCCUGACCAUCAGUUUCAGUUGUGUUUGAAAACAAUAGCUAUACAAGCAAAUUCAUGUUUGCAACUUACUGUGUAAACCAUAUAAAAUUUACAGUAGUAAAUUCAUCCGAGUUGUUUCAAAGUGCGCAAGACGAUUUAAGGUCGCAUUACGAAGUGCAAGAAUCAGGAUGGAAUUGGAACCAGCUGCUCUUCUGACAGAGUACCCCCAA
This is a messenger RNA of Punica granatum (pomegranate), 2080 nucleotides long. The record is from RefSeq and is a predicted model, not a curated record. NCBI's taxonomy places the organism in Eukaryota, Viridiplantae, Streptophyta, Magnoliopsida, Myrtales, Lythraceae.